GAUUGGCUUUCAGUCAUUACUUGUAAUGGAAUGGAUAUCAAUCCUCAGCCUCACGUGCCAAGCGCUACCUCAAUAAAUUCGCAAGGCUGAAAUUAUUAAGAACCUCGUCGCAAAGUCAACACCACGCCGAAAACUACAACUUUCCCCUCCAAACACCUCGACCAUACUCCCGCAUCAUGCAUCCUUCGCGUCAAGCAUAUGUCGAGGAGGCAGAGCCAGAGGAUAGAGGUUUCGACCUCGCAAACAUCCGUAAGUAGCACCAGUUCAAAGCCUUUCCACGCAAUGCGCAGACUAACAGCUCUACAGCUCUCGACCGCGAAUAUGAAAUGCCCUCGACUACCGCGGGGAUCGCCCCCGAAAAAGCCUCCGCAAUUCUCUCCCAGUUCUCACGGAAACGAAAAGCCGCUGCCAUUGCAGUCCCCACCGACGAUGGACGCGUGCGAUCCCGUCUGCGCGAAAUGGGCGAGCCCAUCACUCUCUUUGGCGAAGGACCGGGGGACCGAAGAGACCGGCUGAGGGAGUUGCUUAGUAUCCAAGCUGAGAUUGAUGGUUUGGACGAGGAGGAUAAUGAUACGAAGAUGGGUGGGGUGGAUGAGGAGGAGGGAAACGAGCAGGAAGAGGAGUUUUAUACGAAAGGUGUUGCGGAACUGGUUGAUGCGAGGAAGGAAAUUGCGCGGUUCAGUUUACCUAGAGCGAGGAGGAGGGUUGCUAGUCAGAAGGAAGAGUCUAAGAUUCCGCUGCGGACGCAUGUCAAAUUUCGAAAGGGGAUUAAGGGACGUUUACAGGCUUUUGAGUUGCAGGGUAGUCAAAUGGCGGGGGAGAGACCCGUCAGUAUGACAAGAUUUUCGCCGAACGGGGAGAUUAUUGCGGCAGGAAACUGGGGAGGUGGGGUAAAGCUUUUGGGAGUCCCAAAUUUGGAGGAGAUUAGGACUUUGCGAGGACAUACGGAUAGGAUAGGUGGAAUCACAUGGGCGCCUGGAUCUACACUUCCUGGGACUACCAUCUUGCCUUCUUCCGUCAAUUUAGCUUCUGGUGGUGCCGAAGGAAAUAUCCAUCUUUGGUCUUUAGAUCAAGAUACGCCUCUGUCCACGUUGGCAGGUCACAACCAGCGAGUGGUACGCACGGAAUUUCACCCCUCCGGACGAUAUCUAGCAUCAGCUUCAGAAGAUACAACCUGGCGAUUAUGGGAUGUAAAUACUACCACUGAACUGUUAUUACAGGAAGGACACUCUCGUGGUGUCUUUGCUCUUGCUUUCAACGCAGAUGGAUCAUUACUAGCAUCCGCAGGAAUGGACAGUAUAGGACGAAUCUGGGAUCUACGAACAGGACGCACAGUAAUGAUUCUAGAAGGGCAUAUCCGUCCCAUCUACGCUCUGGACUGGGGCGUCGAUGGCCACCGUGUUCUCUCCGGUUCAGGCGAUGGCUGGAUUAAAUGCUGGGACGUUCGAAAAGUCGCGCCAGCCGGUGGAGUAGGAGCACACAAAUCUGUAGUUUCGGAUCUACGGUGGUACAAAGGAGAAGACGACCCUGGAUUAGGCGUCACUCCACAAACUGACGAGCAAGGCGCAAGGAAACCGAAGAAAUCAGGCACGUUCUUUGUGAGUAGUGGGUUUGAUAAGAAUAUUAAUAUUUUCUCGGCGGAUGAUUGGGGGUUGGUGCAGAGUCUGAGUGGACAUACGGGGAAUGUGCAUAGUGUUGAUGUGAGCAGGAAUGGGAAAUGGAUUGUUAGUGGAGGGUAUGAUAGAACUGUUAAGUUGUGGGGGAGGAACGAUAUGGAAGCUCUUUGAGAGAAAAAUUCCGUAACUAUACUAUCUGAGGGACGAGCGUCGUUAAUGGGAUAUCAAGGCUGGGAUAAUACCAAUGUAUGAAUAUUUGAAUGCACAAUGUAUGUCUGUC
Hymenoscyphus albidus is the source of this 1896-nucleotide messenger RNA. Lineage: Eukaryota; Fungi; Ascomycota; Leotiomycetes; Helotiales; Helotiaceae. The record is from the annotation of a GenBank genome assembly.